Molecule: messenger RNA, 2493 nt
Organism: Carica papaya (papaya)
Lineage: Eukaryota; Viridiplantae; Streptophyta; Magnoliopsida; Brassicales; Caricaceae
Source: RefSeq, a predicted model, not a curated record
CGUUUUCUUUUUCCGUUUGGUUGCCGGGAAACCGCGAGAAAGCAGAGAAGGAAAAUUGACUGAGUUUUCCUUUUAGUUUUCAGCUUCCUGGCGGUGCAUUUGUUUCUUUUAUUGAUUCAUUUUAUUCAUUACUCAGCUGCUGACUUUUCUCUAUUCGUAGUUCUGUUUCUUUUGGCUAUGUCCUUGAAGGUACCUGCAUUUGGAAGAUAGCUUCUUGUUUGGUUUCUGCUUUCCUGUUUGGUUUAUUGCUCGUAAAUUAGGUGCAUUAGAGUCCCAACCUAAUUCUUUUUUGAUGAUUUAUUGUGUUGACUAUUGAUUAUUGCGAUGGUUGUUUCAGAUAUGCUAUAGAUGUUUCCUUCUCAUUUAACUUGAUAACCGGGAUGAAUGAGUUCAUUGUUUCAAAUACUUGGCACAAUCAGUGACUUUAGCUCUUAGUUAUUGUAUCAUGAUUUUCCAGAGAUGGUAAUCUUUCACAAAUCAUAUUAUGAGAAAAUUAUUGUUUUUCUUGCUCCUUAUUGUGUUUUAAUUUUUUCGCCGUCGAUUCCUCGAUUCGAAAGUUUUUGAUAUAUAAAUCUAAUUUCUGAUGGCACCUUAAAUCUUUUUGAAUCUUUUUUAAAAUAAAACUUUUCAUUUGAUGUCGGUUAAAAAAAAAAAAAAAAUGGUCCUCUUUGGCUGAUUGCUGCAAUAUUGGUUUGUUCUGUUUGUUCAGUUUUUAUUUUCCCUAACCGCAAAAACGGAAACGUCCACAUCUGUUCUAAUCUUGCUUUAGAGCUGUAUUUUCUUAAGCUGAUGUGAUAUCGUGUUUGAUUUCAUCUUUGAUUUCUUAUUCUUAAUGAUUUGUCGAUCCCUGUGCCCUACAAUAGGAGUGGAUGGUCAAAUGUCUAUUUUCAAGUCAUAAUCAACUAAAUUAUUUACAAAUAGCGCGGGGAGAAAAUUUCAUCCUACAAAGUCAUACUUUCCCUUGUAUCAGCUUCUUCAAGUACUUGGUCUUUCUUUGACAUUGCAUUGAGUUUGCUACAUUCUCACUGAGAGGAACGUCGCUUUUUUCCUUUUGAGAAUCACACGUGUGGAACAUAAUAUUCUGUUAGCUGAUUGACUGACGAUGACUUGGGAGAUGACAAAGUGCAGUAUUCAGAAGGAUUGUGCUUGAUGGACUGUGUGCCAAACAGUAGUGACAAGAAUACUUUAAAGAGGUGGUUCUUCAUCGACAAAAGGGUUGGGUGAAUAGAUAUCUUUGACAGAAGAUUGAGACAAAUUUUCUGUGUUUGUGUGGAUAGACUGCAGUUAAAUAUUUCUUGGUUUCUACUCUGCUAAUUUGGUGCAAAUCUGGAUCCAAUGGACCUGAAAUCAAAUCAUACUUCUCCGGUUAUUACCGAUUCUGCUCCCUUAAGCAAGUCAAGACUGGGUGUUCAUUCCAAUCUGUUGCCAUACUCACCACCGGGAACCGGUUUUUCACAAAAUCUAAUCCUAACAGUUCCUAGGAAGAAAACUGGAAUACUUGAUGAUGUUCGUGCCAGUGGUUGGCUUGAUGCCAUGAAAUCCUCAUCUCCUCCGCAUAAGAAAAUAACCAAGGAUUUCAACAGUGAGCUUUCAUCCACUGAUACUGAUGUUGCUUACUGCACGUGGAUGCUUAAGUAUCCAUCAGCAAUUAGAUCAUUUGAGCAAAUCGCAAACUAUGCGAAAGGAAAGAGAAUAGCGUUGUUUCUGGACUAUGAUGGGACACUUUCACCAAUUGUAGAUAAUCCUGACUGCGCAUUCAUGUCCAGUGCUAUGCGUGCUGCGGUGAAAAAUGUGGCGAAGUAUUUCCCCACAGCCAUAAUUAGUGGAAGAAGCCGUGACAAGGUAUACGAAUUUGUAGGGUUAACUGAACUCUACUAUGCAGGGAGUCAUGGAAUGGAUAUCAUGGGUCCGGUCAGAGAAUCUGCAUCAGGUGACCAUCCAAACUGUUUGAGAUCCACUGACAAGAAGGGGAAGGAAGUUAAUUUGUUCCAGCCUGCUAGUGAGUUUUUACCUAUGAUUGAUGAGGUUUUUCACUCGCUUGUGGAAAGUACAAAAGAUAUUAAAGGAGCAAAAGUGGAGAAUAAUAAAUUCUGUGUUUCUGUUCAUUACCGUAAUGUAGAGGAGAAGAGCUGGGCAACAGUUGCUCACUGUGUCCAUGAUGUGAUUAAAGACUAUUCACGUCUGCGAUUAACUCACGGGCGAAAGGUGUUGGAGGUCCGACCUGUCAUUGACUGGGAUAAAGGGAAAGCAGUCACAUUUUUGCUAGAAUCAAUUGGACUUAGCAACUGUGAUGAUGUGCUCCCAAUUUAUGUUGGAGAUGACCGGACAGAUGAAGAUGCAUUUAAGGUGUUGAGGGAGAAUAAUCGUGGAUAUGGGAUUUUAGUCUCAUCUGUGCCCAAGGAAAGCAAUGCAUUUUACUCUCUCCGUGAUCCUUCAGAGGUUAUGGAGUUUCUAAAAGCUCUAGUGGUGUGGAAGAAAUCAAGUGCUCUGUGA